AUGGAAGAGAAAGGAGCGGGGAGUGGAGAUUUCUCGCGGUUUGUAAAUUUAGUGAAAGAUACAAAACAUGUGGAAUACGUCAAACUCAUCGUAUCCUGCUUAGAUUACAGUUCUGAGGAUUCUUUCAAUCGUUUUAUUCUUCAAACAGCUCUCACUAGUGCUAGUGUGGAUGGUAGGAAAUGGACAACUCAGUUUUUGAAUAUUUUGCUGUCUCACAACAUCAGUAAUUUCUCCAUUUGGGGGAUAAAAUUGUUGUUGAGACAACUUGCGGAUUCCUCAGCAAAACUUGUCCGACAUGCGCUGCGUCUGCUACACCGUUGGAUACCACACUAUCCAGAGAGUGUUUAUCUUAUCAAAGACAUAUGUUUCGAUGAAUUUGGUGAUGCGGGAAUUUUGUUAAAGACAUAUCUUUUCUCCAGUGAGAGUUACGUUAAGGACAAUUUUCAUGAUACUUUAACAACACUGGAUUAUUGGAAAAAGAAAUUCAAUACGCGUUAUGUCGAAAUAAUUGAUGAGGAUGUUAGAGUUGCCUUGUUGGGUUCAAAACGUUCAAUCGAUGGACAAUAUGCAAGGCCUUCAAAUGAACGAAUUGCUAAAUUUGGUGUACCAAUGCCAGUUCAUCUUUAUGGACAACUAGCACUACAUGAUACCGGUCGUGAACUAUUGCUGAAAUCGAAUGAAGUUGAUCGGCUGCUUGAUAUUUUACGUGAUUCUCCCUUACCAACAGAUACUUGUCAAACAUCCGAAUUAAAAGGUGCGCUAUACGCGCUUGGGCAUAUUGUUGCCAAUCUGAAUCCCAAUCUUUUACCCUCAGAAACAGUACCAAUUAUAUGUCGCUUUGCUGAGUGUUGUCCAGUUCUUAGUAUCCGAGGUUCAGCUUUCUGGGUUCUCAAUCUUAUUGGUAAUACAAAACUUGGUUCUACUUUGCUGCUGUCAUUAGGUUGGGAAAGUAGCAACUUUAUUGUUGGUAGGGGAAAAUCAAAUAUACCGCUAUUAAAAGAAGCUAAUAUGGAUAUAAAUAAGAUUUGGAUUCAGUGCAUCGAUGGGAAGCUUCCUUCACAAUACGGAAUAAAUUUAAAGAAUGAAGAUAAGAAUGAGACAAUUUCAUUGGAUGAUACCAAUAAUCUUGUGGAUGAUACAAUUUCUGGAUCCAAACAUACGUAUGCAAUACAUUCAAAUGUAAUGAAUGGUUGGAACUCUAUCACAAUGGAUGAGUUCGAUUGUGGAGUGCUUUGGUAUGGAAAAAUGAAUUAUUCAAGUAAAAAUUAUGAUGUUUCCAGGCGUGAAAGUCGUUUGUUUAACCAUGGCAAUGUUAUUGCAGUGCAAAUGACAAGAGAAGAAAUCCAAGAUUGUUUAAUGAUUCGCAGUCAAUUUCGCCUGUCUCCAUUUCUGCUUAACAGAAUGCUCAUGUUUGACAGUGCUCUUGAAAUUCCAAUGAAUUAUAUUGCUAUAUCAGAUGAUAAGUUUUUGUAUUGCCGUGACCUUCGGAAUCUAAUGGGAAGUGAACGCACAAAAUCUUUAAGGAAAUCGCAUUCCGAAUCAACAGAAUCACAACCGAUCAAGUUACCCGGUCAGUCUAUAUCACUCCCACGCAGUCCCGAUCUUUUUUUUAAGAACAUAUUUGUCGGUGAUGAAUUCAUUGAGCACAACUGUGAUUCAUUAUUUAUUAAGUGGAAACAUCGAAUUAAUAAUUGCUUCUAUUGUUCAUGGCCUGAGGAGUAUUUCGGCAACAAAAAUACCUUAGAAGUUGAGGUAUCGAGUGAAGCAAGAGACGAAAUAAUAUCGAUGUUUUUAUUACAAGGAUCAAAAUGUGCAGUGAAUUCAAAAAAAUUGCUCAAGAAUUAUUCAUCAAAUCGUAAAAUUUUUACCUCGCCUUGCCUUUAUUCUGAUAUUCUGGUAUUAUUGGCUCAGCACGAUUAUAGCACUGAAGCACGACGUUUAGUACAUGAGCUAUUUACGGACGCUUUAAAAAAAGCAACUCAGUUUACGUGA
Molecule: messenger RNA, 1992 nt
Organism: Acanthocheilonema viteae
Lineage: Eukaryota; Metazoa; Nematoda; Chromadorea; Rhabditida; Onchocercidae
Source: the annotation of a GenBank genome assembly